This is a messenger RNA of Gopherus flavomarginatus (Mexican gopher tortoise), 9473 nucleotides long. It is a transcript of the gene PPP3CC, whose product is annotated as protein phosphatase 3 catalytic subunit gamma. The coding region runs from base 147 to 1709 and encodes 520 amino acids. Gene Ontology annotation, molecular function: calmodulin binding; calmodulin-dependent protein phosphatase activity. The transcript is spliced from 15 exons. The record is from RefSeq and is a predicted model, not a curated record. NCBI's taxonomy places the organism in Eukaryota, Metazoa, Chordata, Testudines, Testudinidae. Gene Ontology annotation, cellular component: cytoplasm; calcineurin complex. Gene Ontology annotation, biological process: calcineurin-mediated signaling.
CCGCCCGGACACCGAGCGGAUCCGGAUCCCUGCGCCGCUGCCGCCGUCGUCAGUGGGGCCUGCUCAGCCGCGGUCGGAGUCCCGGCUCCCCGGGGGAGGCCGCGGGGGGAGGGGCGGUCCGGGAGCCGACGCGGGGAGGCGGCACCAUGACCGGGCGCGGCCACAACAAGCUGCCCACGACCGAGCGCAUCGUGAAGGCUGUCCCAUUUCCUCCCACGCAGCGGCUCACACUGAAGGAAGUGUUUGAGGAUGGAAAGCCCAGGCUUGAUGUCUUGAAAAGCCACUUGGUGAAGGAAGGGCGGCUAGAAGAGGAUGCAGCAUUGAAGAUAAUCAAUGAUGGGGCUGCCAUUCUGAGGCAUGAGAAGACAAUGAUUGAAGUAGAGGCUCCAAUCACAGUGUGUGGUGACAUUCAUGGGCAGUUCUUUGACCUGAUGAAGUUGUUUGAAGUUGGAGGAUCACCCAAUAACACCCGCUACCUCUUCCUGGGAGACUACGUGGACAGAGGCUACUUCAGUAUAGAGUGUGUGCUGUAUUUAUGGAGUUUAAAGAUAAAUCAUCCCAAAACGCUGUUCCUGCUUCGAGGGAACCAUGAAUGCAGGCACCUCACAGAAUACUUCACCUUUAAACAGGAAUGUCGAAUCAAAUAUUCGGAGCGAGUGUAUGAUGCAUGUAUGGAUACAUUUGACUGUCUUCCUCUUGCCGCCCUCCUAAACCAGCAGUUCCUGUGCGUCCAUGGAGGACUGUCUCCAGAAAUCACAUGUCUAGAUGACAUUAGGAAAUUAGACAGGUUUAAAGAGCCUCCAGCCUUUGGUCCGAUGUGUGACCUACUCUGGUCUGAUCCAUCAGAGGAUUACGGCAAUGAGAAGACGCUAGAGCAUUUCACUCACAACACUGUUCGAGGCUGUUCCUAUUUCUACAGUUACCCUGCAGUCUGUGAAUUUUUGCAAAACAAUAGUUUGUUAUCUGUAAUCCGAGCUCAUGAAGCCCAGGAUGCUGGGUACCGAAUGUACAGGAAGAGCCAGACGACGGGCUUUCCAUCGCUAAUCACGAUCUUCUCUGCACCAAAUUACCUAGAUGUGUACAACAACAAGGCUGCUGUGCUGAAAUAUGAAAACAAUGUCAUGAACAUCAGACAGUUCAACUGUUCUCCACACCCCUACUGGCUUCCAAACUUCAUGGAUGUCUUCACAUGGUCUUUACCUUUUGUAGGGGAAAAAGUCACAGAGAUGCUGGUCAACAUCCUCAACAUAUGCUCUGAUGAUGAGUUGAUUUCAGAUGGUGAUGAAACUUUGGAAGAUCACUACAUUUCAAGCUAUCAGAAAGCAGGCACGACAGUCCGUAAGGAGAUAAUCAGGAAUAAGAUCAGAGCCAUUGGGAAGAUGGCACGUGUUUUUUCAGUUCUCCGAGAGGAGAGUGAGAGCGUGCUGACUCUCAAAGGCCUGACUCCCACAGGUACUCUGCCCCUGGGAGUCCUCUCAGGGGGAAAGCAGACUCUACAGACUGCCACAGUAGAAGCAGUAGAGGCACGGGAAGCCAUCCGUGGAUUUUCACCGCAGCACAAGAUCCGCAGCUUCGAAGAAGCCAGGGGGUUGGACCGCAUUAACGAACGCAUGCCGCCGCGCAAAGAUUCAAUGCACCCAGAUGGGCCGGUGAACUUGGUAACCUCGACAAACUCUGCGGAGAAGAACGGCACAGGGAAGAAAGCUUAGUAAUGGUUCUGAUGCCUAAUCUGCACCACUAAAGGAUCCAAAACUUAAUGAAUUUUAUUUAUUUAUUAUUGGGGUGGGAUAGGGAUGGGGAGGAAUAAAGUUAACCUGGAGGCACGUUCAUAAUCCAGUUUGCAUCCAUUCUGUAAGAAAGGUGACCAUUUUGUAAUUUUUUAAUUUAUGUUCAGUAUAUAAAAAGUCCAUCUUUUUUUUAAUUUAGAAACCAAUCUAAUUGCUAGUGAAUAUAUGAAGUGUUGUGCUGUACAGCUGACCUCUCCCCCACAGAAGGGAAACCUCUGAGGAUUUAAAAAAAAAAAAAAAAAGCCUCAGAGUCCCAAGCAACUUCAGUCUUGACUUUGGUACAGUUUUUUAAAUUAGCCUGUGCUUUCAAAAGCAGCAUCUUUAAUUUUAAAACAUGUUUUCACAACUGUCUUCACGGAGUUUGCUGUUAUUUUCUUCAACUUCUAUUGUCUAGCUCAUCCGCUGCUUUAGCGAUUGAUUUUGUGGAAGAUGGCAUGCUGCAUGGUGCGACUGGCUCAGACCCAGCCUUCUCUUUUUGGAAGACUUUAUCCUAGGUGGUGAUAAAGUGGAUAGUUCUGAUUCCAGCUGGGGUGUUGGAUUAUCUCUUGGGGAUAAGGGUGUGAAUUUUCCAAUACUAGCAUAUUUUUCUUCAGGAUUCCAAUUUAUUCCAAUAGAACAAAAAACCUCUUAGAAUGACCUGGAAGGUGAGCAUGGGAAAGCAUCCCCUCUAGUCGCCAUUCUUUCUAAAGCUUCUGGUUUUCAGACUCUGAAGCAAACCAUUUGCAUCGUUCCAUCAGUACAGACAACACUUCAAGUGCAUCUAAACGUUCUUUACAGAACACUGUGCAUUUUGAUUUGUAGUCCGUUGAAACAGGAGUAGGUCAGUGCACACUAGGGAACAUUUAGUGCGCAAUAGCAAUGUCCAUGUAGCCAAUUAGUGCACUAGGAUUUACACUCUAGCUUGCCACACAAUAACUGUCUUGAGAAGCCCUUGGUGUUGGUGUUUCCACAGGCAGUAGCAGCUGGAACGAAUGAACACACACACACCCCGGCAUAAGGGAUUAGGCGAGCAAGAACCUAGUCACUAGUGGAGGUAUGGACAGUGUAAGCUGUAUGGAAAAUGUGAGCCAUCCAGGGAACAUCAGUGACUCCAUUUGAAAGAUGGAGUAAUUUUCGUAGCCUCAGAUAGAUGGGAUGGGGAAGGAUUAGUGAUUCAUAAUGAUCAUUGCCCCUCUUCCCCUACAUAUCUGUGCUGUUGAAUGGUCAGUGCAGAGAGGGACUUGUGAAACAUGUUCGUUCUUGGAAACAUCUGUGUCCUUUGCUUGUACUAAGGAGGAUAAUUUUUAGAGAAGGAAAGUGGCUUGGAGAACUCAGUGGAUUUGGGCUAGAGGUUCUUGAAGGCUGUUUGUAUAGUAUAUCUCUUAGUGAGUUGGGGGAAAGGAGAUCUCUUUAGGGGAUGGUGGGUUUCUACUAUAAAUGCAGCACUGGGGAGGCAAAAAGAAUGGCCUCUAUACAUUGCAAAGUGGACAUUGUGUUUUGAAGUUGGAAUCUAAAUAAGCAAAGUACCCAGUCUGGUUCAUUUACUUAUUCAGACUUUGCCUGAAUCCAGUUUUGAAACAGACCUUGAAAAAUCCAAACCUGGUUGCUUAUUUUUACGAAAUGCAAACUCCUCUCUUUCUGCCUUUCCCAUAUUGGUCAUUUUAGCCGAAUCCCCUCCUGCUUAUUACAUUGCAUCAAAGAAGCAUCGCUCAAAUGCUAGUCCUUGGCUGCUUUUUGCUCCCCUUCCCAUUUGAACAAAUGUAUGACGUCUCCUAGUGCCACCAAGCAGAUGAGGCAGAUGAGCAGAGUUAAACUCUACCCUCUGGGUGAUCCAUGCACCCUGUUCUUUAUUUUGUCUUGAAGCCCCUUGAUGUUACUAUCUUCCCUUCAUGCUGUGGGCAUAGUCUUUGAUUCCAGUCCCAGAGGAGGGCAGCUGCCUCACAGGAAUCUUUUAAAUUGUCACUUCUAAUGCUGUGUCACAAACUUAAUUUCAUACUAGUUAUUUAGGACACUGCAUCUGAGCAGAAGGGGGUUUUAGCGAUGGACUCUUAAAGUCACGUGUCACCAUUUUUUUUUUUACAUGACUGCUGCCUUGUGAAAGUGAGUGUUUUUGGAAGGCUUGUCUUUUCUUACUCCAUGUGGGGCAAGGGGUCCCUCUUGAUAUCACUUUUCUUUCUAUGGCAUCUGUUCCAAAGCAGGAAUAGACCUAAACAUUGCAUCUUCUUUGAAAAACUGGCUGGUUGUGCAGUAUGCUACCCUAGUGUGUAGUGCACACACUCUGACCUGGCUGAGAUCUUCUCUGAGCAGCAUCUCUGGUUCAAGAGCCAUGUGACAGGCACCAGAAUUAAAUGAAUCUGUCCCUCCUUAGGGGUUAGUGCAGGGGUCCCCAACACGGUGUCCACGGGCAUCUGAAGUGCGCCCGCAUACUGGCCAGUGGACGAGCAUCUGCCGAAAUGUUGCUGAAUUUCGGAGGCAUUUCGGCAGCAACACCCCUGGAUGAUACCGCUUGUCGGCAGCAUUUCAGCGGAUGCUCGUCGUCUGACGGCCGCCAGAUGAAAAAGGUUGGGGACCACUGGGUUAGUGAAUGGGGGGUGGGGGCGGGUAGAUGUUUGGCUAGGUUGGAGCCUUUCUGUCCAUAGUAGUGGUGGGAGAAGACGCUGCCAAGGCAUCCUCUGCUCAUCACCCUUUGGAAGCUUAACACUGAAAGUUGUUUCUGCCCCAGUUGCAAUGGAAGCUUUACUCGUGAACUCCAGGCUGCUGGUGUUGCCUUUCUUGAAAAGAAAAGGCGUUUGUUCCUGAAAUGCUGUCCUGUUCUGUGUGUUUUUGUUUUUGUUUUAAAGCAGGUUGCACUUCAGCCCUACCAACUUCUACUCUGAACCUCUUUUACCUUACUCCUAAAAGAAAAAGAUUAGUUUCUGUUUCAAACCUGGAGGCUCACCAUAGCAUUGCUUAAGUGGUGUUUGCAAAGCAUGGAGCUUCGAAACCAUAGUUACUGGAGCUUUGUGCCUGCUGAAAUUAUCCAUCCUCAACUAAUCAGGAGGCAUAACUGGGGGUGGUGACAGCUGGCUUCCUAAAUUCUGAUUGGCUUGUGACUUAGCAAUUCAUUGAGCCAGAGGCAGCUUGUUUUUAAGCUUGUUAAUUGUUGGGUGUUGCUUAAACGGGAGUCCCAAGUCAUCCGCUGAUUGUCAGUCAGUGAGGCUGUCUCCAAUGGGGAGGAGCCCAGCUCUCACAUUAGUCACAAUCAGUUCAAAUGAGCAGUACUGAGUGACUCUGACAGCAGUCACUAGCCCAGUGUGUUGUGGGUGGAAGGAGCUCUCUGGAUGACUCAUGGCUUCCCCAUGCAGGAACUAUCGGGUCUUUCCGCUCCUUAUUCUAUCAAGCUGAGAGCUGCUGGAAAUGUAUUCCAUAUCCCACACAAGCACAUGCAGAUAGGAUGCUGUCAGGCGAAGCACAGUCUCCGGUUGCUAUGGGAACAUUGGUGCCAGGGUCUGUGUUUCUUCAGCACAGUAUGUAGUGUUCUUAAUGGGGUGAGGGGGUGAGCUGCAGCACAGAUUGGGGAGAGUGGGUGUUAAUUACCCCCUUAAUUGAUCAUCUUAUAACCUUCCCUGUCCUGGCUUUUCCUCUUUAAUUCAGAGGUUAACUAGCUCCUGUUGCGCCAAGUGGUGCAGUGUGUGAGCGGUGGUGAUUGUGCAUUGACAGUAGGGGAGGAGUGUACCAUCACCAGCUGCAGUUGUCUUGGACAUGUUGAGAUUCCACCUUCAAUCAGAGACAGGGCUGCCAGGAUUUUUGCUUUUUAAAAUAUGAACACAGUAUGUGAACCAACCUUCAGUGCUAAGCAUUUAAACCUCACAGUCCCCUUCACUUCUGUUCUUUGUAUCCCAAGGAGGGGAGAGACCUCGAGGUAUAGGCCUUUGAUUGCUGGGCAGCUCUGGAAAGAAAGCAAAGCUCAUUCCCAGCAAAGCAUCACGCCACAACCAGAGCAUUUGGUGCGAGAGGGGCUCCUGCCCUUCUGCACUGUAACAGACAAGUGCAAAGAACUCUGGCCUUCAAAGCCAUGUCUGAGAGAGGGAGGGAGCUUAAAUAUUCCCCCUGCUCCCAAUGCAAAAGUAUUGCAGAGACUUGAAGUAGUUUCUCCUCUUCCAGCACCCCCUCCCAUCUCCCAGAAACCCAACACUGGUUCUGCCUUGGAACUAUGCAUAUCUGAAGAGGCCUCAUCUCAGAGCUCCAUUCCGUCCUCUGUUUCCAUCCCCUCUUGCCAGCCAGUUGCAGAAGCUUGACAAAUGAGACUUUGCAAAAAUAUAAAUAAAUAAAUAAAAAAUAAACACACAAGCCAAGGAGUACAAUCAGUCCAUGGAACUCCAGACUAUUAAGGGCAGUGCCACUGCACUCCUUUCUCCACAAGGCUGCCCCUAGCAGCCUGUCUUAUUUUUGCAUGUUAUAGCAAGGUGCAUGUAACAAGGAGGGAGUCAGCAAUGGGAUAUUUUAGCAUUGGGAACAAAGGUGCAUUCACCUUGUUUUGGGAGAACCUUUUACUGUGAUGCCAUCCUGCACACCUAUUUUUAAGGGCCUUUUUUGGCACACCACCACACUCGGGUAAAUCUUAACUAGCUAGAUUCUUGUAGCAGAGUAGCUCGGAGGCUUAUCUGCCUCAGACCCAAAGGACCGUAAAGCCCCUAAGAACAUGUGUUGGAUAUGGUGAUGACGACUUAGGUUCUCGCUGCUGAAGGAGCAUAUGCCUGUUGCCUGGAGACUGCCUCCUUUUUUCUUGCUUUUUUUAGUUAUGUUUAAAGAAAAAUGGUGAAAAAUGUUAUUUAUUGGCAGAAAUUAUUUAAUAUAAUUUCUUUUUUGUGAACAAGGAAUGAAUUUGUUAGAACUGUCUUAAUGUAAAUUGGAAGUCAUCUUUAAAAAAAAAGUUAAAAAUUAAAUGACAGUCAUUUGGCUCUGGUGUCUUUAUUCAAAAACGAUUCACUGUGGUGCGUUUGAGGAUCAGUGGAUUUCAAGUCAUUGGCAUAAGGCUUGGGGAGGAAAAUCCUGUCUGUGUUUGCACAGGGGUUUGUUCCUCAAUGAUAUUUUUGGGGUAGAAAUUCCCUUUCCAUAUCACAUGACCUGCAGCCACACCACUGUUACGGUGACCUCACAUGUUAACACUGCUACCUCUUAUGUAUAACACUUUGGUCAGAGAUCUCACGUCCCGUACAAAGGAAGAUCUGUAUUUGACAGAUGGGAAAUCAGACCCAGAGAGGGGAAGUAAUUUACCUAAGUCACCCAGCCAAGCCAGGAAUAGAACCCUGGUCUCCUGACUCGGUCCAUUGCCUGAUGCACUGGGUCACACUGCCUCCUGCAGCUAAGCCUGGCUGGGCUGAGUCAGGACUUGAUGGGAGACUUCCAAGAAGCAGGUUGGUUGUGCAGGAAGUUCUAUUUUAUUUAGGCAUGUUAAUACCACGCUUAUCACCAUGGCCUCAGAGUACCUCUGUGGUGCCUUGGAUCCAGUAGGUACUCUCCUCUUAGCAUGGCUCACAGAGCUGUGGUCUAGGACGGAGUCUUCUGCAUAAGAGGGGCUGAAUAAUCAUACUGAUUAAAGUCGGCAGGUCUUUUCUUAAAGAUGUGGGUGUUUAAACACAUUGAAACUCCAGUUCAGGUCACUGUACUCUGCCUGGCUAAAUUCCCUCUUUUGUUUCAGAUGGAUACUUCUUCCCUUCCUACCUUAAACUGGUAUAGUGCAUUCACUACAGCUAUUGCAUUGCAGGCUAGAGGUUGCUGAUAUUCCUGUAUUUCACCUCCCUCCCCAGGUAGGUUGAGGGUUAGUUAUAGUUGUAAGGUGCUCAGUAGAGCAGUGGGUGAUACUAUUCCAGCAAAUGCCUGUGAGUUUUCCCCCAAUCGCUAUUCUGUAAAUAGUCAUCUUUUACAGUCCCAGGGCUUUCAUUGGGAAGCAUUAUGGUCUGAAAUGGGCUUCAUUUUUAAAUUGUAUUUGUGGGGUAGCUAGUCUUUCCCACCCCCUCUACUGAAAACUCUACAAGCUAGUGCCGGAUUCCCUAGUACUGCCUGGAUUUGCUGUGUUCACUGCUCAUGCUGCCAUUACACCAGCAGAGGGCGCUGUUGCUCUUGCAGAGAAGGUCACAUGCUGAGAUGUUGGUGUUGCUUUACUUUUAACAUUCAAAACUGAGUAGGAUUUAUUUUACUGAUAAGUCACUUGUAUCCAGCCUCCUCCACUGUCUUUCUUCCCCCCUCCACCCCAGCUACUGUUUAGCACAAGCUGGCAGGAGAGACAUUUCCCCUGAGUCAAGUGCAAGGAUCUGAAUGGAUCUAGGCCAGGGGUAGGCAACCUAUAGCACGGGUGCCGAAGGCAGCACACAAGGUGAUUUUUCAGUGGCACUCACGCUGCCCAGGUCCUGGCCACUGGUCUGGGGGCCUCAGCAUUUUAAUUUAAUUUUAAAUGAAGCUGCUUAAUUUUAAAAUCUGUAUUUACUUUACAAACAACAAUAGUUUAGUUAUAUAUUAUCGACUUAGAGACCUUCUAAAAACAUAAAAAUGUACUGACAUGCGAAACCUUAAAUUAGAGUGAAUAAAUGAAGACUCGGCACAUCACUUCUGAAAGGUUGCUGACCCCUGAUUUAGGCUAAGGACUCUUACCUCUUGUGCUUCUGUACUUUUUUUAAAUUCCCUGGUCAUGUCAGUACAGAGAUAAUUUCCAUUUUCUGAACUGUCUGUCUAGUAAGAUGUCACAGGUUCACAAGUGGUCUUACUAUUAAUUUAUAUUCCAGGAGGACCUAUGUGCUAAGUGCUGUACGCACUCAGGUUGAGAGAAUCCCUGCCUUCGGAGCGUUCAGUCUCACCAGACAAGACAGGCAUAGUGUGGGAAAGGGAAGGGUUUUGCCCAACGUCACACACAAGUGAGUGGUUGAGCAGGAAAUAGAACCUAGGUCUCCUGACACCCAGUCUGGUGCCUGAUCUGGUAGGCCUGGCUUUCUCUCAUAAAGCUGAGAGUGGCGUGUAAACACCCACUAAGCUUCCAAAGCGUGGGUGAUAAACAUUUUAUAUGGUGCUCAUGUUUUAUGAUUCCUCCUUUAAAACCCCCACCACUUCCCUGCCUUAGAGCAGCAGUUCUUCUCUCCCCCCGCUGCCCCUUUGGCAUUACAGAGCAGCAAUUGAAAUUCUUCCCAGUUCAAGGUUGACAGGGAGGGUAAAGUUCUUACGAGUCAUGUGACAUGUGAGUUACAAAGACAAAUUAAAACUAGGUUAACCUAGGAUUGAAAUCCCCGUGGAGGAGGGGAAAGGUCACCAAGGAUGACUGAAGGAGGAUUAGGUAAUGUGUAUAACAUGACUCUGAUCUUGCACAGCAGUUAGAAAACACUGCUGGUCUUAGUUCCUGCUUUAUUACUGUAAACAAUGAUUGUGUGUAGAGCUGUGCCAACUGCCUUUUAGGGCCCAUCUGCCCCUCCCCUGUAGUGCUACAGAUUCUAUAGUGACGAGCUGUGUAAAUACCAAGAGAAAACUCCAAGCCUUACUGCACCUUAUUACUAUGCUGUUCUCACUGUUUAAAAUGAUCUCUGCCUGAAUCAGGCGCCUACGUUUUAGACAAUCAUUGCUGUCCAUUUAUCACCACCCCUUGGAAUAUGUGCAGAUGUCUCCCAAAUUUGCUGUAGGCGAUGUAGCCCAGUUUUGUGAGUGACUCCAUCAGCAGAGAUUAAAUUCAUUCUAUAACUUGUU